AUUUGAGAAUUUUCAAUGCAGUUUGAGUUCUUCCAUUGUGAUACUCGUCAGCAGUUUUUUGUUCACGCAGCUGGCAUCCGCAGAUUAAGACGUUAAGGCACGAAGACACGGACCACGGAGUUCGCGAUGCUGUUCUGCGGCCGUAAACACAGUGUGAGCGCAUGGAACGCCGUGGACGUCCGCAUGAAGUCGAAGAAAUUGAAGCACGGCCAUGUCAUCAACAAGGCCAAAGGCGGCCUGAUCAUUGACUUUGGAUGCGACAAACAGCGUGCCAAAUUCAUCAAAUACGAGCGCAUUUCCCACUGCAACUUUUCCCGAGCGACGCACGAAGCGGAAGUCCUGCUGCAGUCGCCAACCUCGGGCGCCUGGAUCUGGUACCCGGGGCAGGUGAUCACUAUGGGCGAGUACCGUCCGGACUAUGCGCAGUUGGUGGAAGUGCAGCUGCCGGACCGCACUGUCCGCGAGCUCUUCCCCAUGGAGCAGGUACGCCAACCGCCCACGGGCGAGGAUUUACGGGGGGAGCUGUGUGUGUGGGAGGAUCAUUAUCUUAUCCGUUCAUGUAAGCUGCCCGGCGUCGGCUGGGCAUGGGAAUCGCACCCGCUGAAAGAAGUGUUCAAGCGCGAAGUGAACAAACGGUUUGGAGUGGUGUGCACGAAUCUGAGCGGUUCAGCGGUGUAUUAUCUGCAGGACCACGGUUGGCCAGUGAAAAUGACGAAAAUGAAAGAAGUUUACUGCUGGGCGAAGAAAGAGGAGGCGGGUGGUUUCAACUCAGCCGAAUCGCGCUGGGUAUUUGACCAGAAUCGUCAAAUGAGGAGCAACCAAACCAGUGGUCAGCGAAAAAGCGGAAAACGUCGUUGGUGGUUACCAGCUAAGUUGUUGGUGGAGAUCUUCCAGUCGCUGGACUCCAUCGAGCGCUUCCGCUGCCGGCGCGUCUGUUCCUUGUGGAACAGAAUCCUCGCUCGGGAAGCCAACUUCCCGGAUGUGUGCCUGUCCGCAAGAGACGGCGCUUACAGUCAAAUGCAUUUACUGGAGGAAGACGGAGCAUUCUGGGUGGCGGCUGGGCUGCUGAAGUGUCUCAACAGCCGCACCCGGGUGGUGGUUGUCACGGGCCUGAACAUGCAGCGAUGCACGGAUUUGGCCAAGCUUAUCCAGCACAUCCGCAACGCCAGCCAACUGCCGACGCUGGUGUUUUGCGAGUGCAGUUACGGUAGUGCGGGCGAUGGUUUUCUCGACUACCAACUGGACGAUGUAGGUGAGCUGAAGUGGAUAGUGGCCGAAGUGGCUGAGCAGAUGUUGUUGAUGCUGUCGUGCUGUGACCGAAUCCUGUGGAAGGAGUGCACUAUCGUCGAUUACAACCUGACGGUGCCGGUAGCGCAGCUUCCCAUCGGCGCCCUUUCGUUCAUGCCGUUGGAGCGGCAACUGUGGGAAUUCGUUAAAGCUGCCGCCGCUGAGUCGUCUGACGGAAAUGAUCGAUCAGUGGAUGAGUGACUGAAAAGGAAAGGGUUUAAAGGACUACGAGAGCGUAUUCCGCGGUCGUUCGCGCACACUGCCAUCUUCGGGAAUAGACGGUGACACAAAAAUCCCAGUUUGGAUGUCAGGAAACUGACUACACUGACCUCCAACGGCUUGCAAAAAGGAAUGAGUAGAAAAGGAAUAGGCGCUGUUAAGGCAAACGUGCUGUGAGCGCAGGCGUACAUGCGUACACCCUCGCUUUGGCAGUCUGUUGUGUGUUCAUUGCGCGCCCGCCUUACGCGUGGCGAAAGCAUGGUGUUCUGCGCGCACCCGCACUGUGUGGCGGCUACGUGCGCAUUUUUCCACGCUUGCUGCAGUCAGCAAUGCGGAGUUGCCCACGAGGAAAUUCUAUCGAAUUUAGUCUUGUUAUAAAUU
Messenger RNA from Paramacrobiotus metropolitanus, 1887 nucleotides. RefSeq lists its product as uncharacterized. The coding region runs from base 127 to 1488 and encodes 453 amino acids. Gene Ontology annotation, molecular function: protein binding. The transcript has 4 exons. NCBI's taxonomy places the organism in Eukaryota, Metazoa, Tardigrada, Eutardigrada, Parachela, Macrobiotidae. The record is from RefSeq and is a predicted model, not a curated record.